CCUGACCUUCGAACCGGCAAGUCGCGGCCAGCACUCGCGGGCCCUUCCAGCGGUUUUUGGGGGAAAGGCCUGGCUGCAAAUGUGUCCAACGUUUCAAACUAAACAACGCGAUCACUUCGCGCACUAAUUGACCACGGCCGGACGCAUUCGGGAGUUUAUUAUAUUUAUUGUUUGUGUGUGUGUUUUUUGGUACCGUCAGUGCCAGGCUGUGGUUCUGACCGACAGGCAAUUGGCGUUUCCGGCGCAUUUAACAGGAUCGCGAAUGUCAAAUCACGAACGAUUCUGGUCGGAUAGUGUGCCGCUAGUGUGUGUGAUUCGGUGCCGCGAGGUGUUACAUUACUUUACGCUUGAUUACACAAAAAGGGCACGCUUUUCUUUCGCGUUACAGAAUAGAAAUGCACGUGCUGUGAGAGAAUUGUGAAAAUAAAAGCAUACGUUUGAUGUCAGCGCUACAAAAUUAGUUUUACGGCACGGCGUUUGGAGUGUGACUUAAUUAGUUCAGUGCAAUCAGAGCCGUAAAAUGUGAUCCACUCGCUUGUAUGUAGUGCAUCCGUAGAGUGGUUCUUGAGUGCAUUCGUAUGCGAGGUAAAUUAUCUGAUAGUAACGCCCCGCGUCCCAAAUCACAAAAUCAUAUCGAAAGAGCAAAUAGUUCCAGUUCCAGGUAUUCUUGAUAAUGAAACAAAUGAGUUAUCUCUUUACCCUGAAGUGCAGUGCAACACCGGAAUCGAGAGUGCAAUAUCACUUUACGGUACAAAUAAGCUAAUUUCCCCCGCGACAGGAAAACAAAAAAUCCGUGCAUCAUUCAAAUGUCGUUAACGACCUCCCGCAAUGGAGUCCCCUGGUGCCUCACGCACAAAACUUCCGAACAAUCAGCGGGACCAUAAACACGCCAUAAACGGCAAUUGGAAACUUAUCUCCCCAGUGUCACCUAAUUGUGUGUGACCUCAUAAAUUAAAUUAAAACGAUGCGAAUUCGUUCUACUACCUUUUUAAGGCAUUCGUCACCAAGAACUCCCAUUUUGUAGGGUUUAGUUUUUUUGGCUUCGCUUGAUCGAUCGAUUGAUCGAGCGGCGAUUGUUUGGGCCGGGAUGAUUGACGGUACAAUUCACCAUUUGAAAUCAACGCCGAGCCAUUGACGGUACCGGUGAUAACCACACCCAACUAGACGAUCAGCGUGUCGAGCGCGCCCGGUGGCUGAUCUAGAACCUGUAACUAGAAGGGGGAAAAACUCGUCUAAUGCGCUAGAUUUAGAGGAUGAGCAGUGUGCAUGAAGCUUUUGAAUGAUUCAGAUUGCUGUUGGAAGUGUUUUUUGUAGUGUAAUAUUUGUUAGAGCUGGCUUUAAAACCACACCAAAACAAUUGCAACACAAAAAUGCAUCCAACGGUAGGCAGAAACAGGGGCGUAUCAUCCGUCGCCACGCAAACCCUGACCCUGACGGCCAUCUUUAUGCUGACGCUUAGCUAUGCUAACGGGUUUGCAACGUUACCGACGGAAUUGGAUCGACCGCAGCGCUGCCAGCUCGAGCGGACGUACAAAAUGGUCGGCUACAAUUGUGCGAAUUUAAAUCUGAAGGAGAUACCACAAACGCUCAAGUCGAGUCUAGAGAUAUUCGAUCUAAGCUUCAAUCGGAUCCGUGAUUUAAAUGCUCAAUCCUUUGCCCGCUACACCUCGGUCAAGUAUCUGUAUCUGUUCGAGAACAUGCUCCACAACAUCGAUGAGGAUACGUUCAGUUUGCUCACGAACCUAGAGGCCAUCGAUCUUUCGUACAACGCGUUGAAGAGUAUACCGCUGGAGCUGUUCCAGCUUCCCGUCCUGCGCAACCUAUACGUCAGCCACAAUGCACUGUACGAGCUGGAGACCUCGCUGGCGGCGCUCGAAAAACCUAUCAAAGCGCCGCUGCAGGUACUCGGCCUUGCCGACUGUCGGCUGCAGCGAUUGCCGGACUUCGGCGUCCUGCCUGACCUGUGGCAGCUAAACAUCUCGUCCAACCCGAUGAAGGAGCUCACCCUGGGACAGUUUUCGCCCAUGUGCAAAUUGAAAACGGUCGAUCUCAACAACACACAGAUUCCGAUCUGCGCUUGCCAGGUGCUAACGGCGGAGCUAGUUCUCCGGCGUACCAAAAUCAUGUAUCCGCCACUCUACUGCAUCCCGCUUACAUCUUCCGAGCAAAACCUCUGCCAAGCGGAAGCGGGCCAGGAGAUCCAGCCGGAACAGGUCGCUGAUUUCCUCCAGUGUAUGGAGAUCCAAAAAUCCCGCCAGCUCGACACGGAAGCCAAAUCGACGUGGACCAAGAUCGUCGUCGCGGUGGCCAGCUGCAUAGUGCUGCUUGCCAUCAUACUCUUCUACCUGCAUCGGCGCAACGAGAAGAAACUAAAGGCGAAGCUGAAACGUAACCUGCAGAAAGCACCGCUGAAGAACAUCAGCGGUGUCAUGGUGCCACAGACGCUCGGUGCGCCGGAAGAAGCACCUACGGAAAAUGCCAAGUGUGAUAAACUGUUGAGCGAUUGUGAUUAGAGUGAUGCACCUGUUGUUUUUGGCGCCAUUUCAUAAGACUAGCAGCAUGGAAUGGCGUAAGAAUUAGCUGGUAAGGCGAACUGUGUAUAUAGCCGCGCGUUUAAGCACUGUUAAAGAAUACCGAUUGUACACCGAUUGAACGACAAACGUUGCCAUGAAAUAACUUAAGAGCUUAGAUAUCGUUAAUUUAGUCGAUCGUUAACUAAAAACUACAUUCGUAUAGUGCACAUAGAUAAGUGAAGUAGGUGAAAACUACGAUAUAAAAUAAAACCGAAACGUGCCAAAACAAGCGAACCGAACCGGGAGGUUCCCGUUGCAUUCGAACUGACAACUGACUGAGAAAGUUCCUGUUUUCUCAACCAGUAGCUAGAAUCAAUGAAAUGCAAAUGGAAAAUUUCUUACCUUGGAAAAGCAAUAGAAUAUAGAGAUUUUAUUGAAAACCUCGAUUUUUAGAACCCAAAAAUUAUAAAAACCAUGAGAUGUAUGACCGUCAGAUAAAUGAACACAACCUACUGUGCGAGUCGGGAUCUCGAAAUCAUCAAUCAUCAGCCCAUCGCACAGUGGUAAAUCGAAGACUUAAAAUAAGAGAACAUUUAUUUUCCUGCUUGGUAAAUUCGAUGAAAAAUAUA
This is a messenger RNA of Anopheles stephensi (Asian malaria mosquito), 3142 nucleotides long. RefSeq names its product tsukushin-like. NCBI's taxonomy places the organism in Eukaryota, Metazoa, Arthropoda, Insecta, Diptera, Culicidae. The record is from RefSeq and is a predicted model, not a curated record. The transcript is spliced from 5 exons. Gene Ontology annotation, cellular component: extracellular matrix. Gene Ontology annotation, molecular function: protein binding. The coding region runs from base 1371 to 2513 and encodes 380 amino acids.